This is a messenger RNA of Gamsiella multidivaricata, 2634 nucleotides long. RefSeq lists its product as uncharacterized. The coding region runs from base 394 to 2445 and encodes 683 amino acids. NCBI's taxonomy places the organism in Eukaryota, Fungi, Mortierellomycota, Mortierellomycetes, Mortierellales, Mortierellaceae. Gene Ontology annotation, biological process: regulation of transcription by RNA polymerase II. The record is from RefSeq and is a predicted model, not a curated record. Gene Ontology annotation, cellular component: nucleus. The transcript is spliced from 2 exons.
CUCCCUUUUUUUUUUUUAUUUCCUUCAACUUUACUCAUUCCUCACCCUCGUCCUCAGGAGUACCUUUUUACUUCUUCCUGUCUUUCUUCUUAUUCUUCUUAUUCUUUUUAUUACACUCGGGACAUCGGUUCUACUUGCUUCGUUAUUUAUUUCUGUAGCACCAAUAUCAGUGUCCCUCAUUGGUUGCCUCUUUGCCUCCACACUCCACCAACCUUGCUCGUGUUCCAGACAAGACAGCCGAAGAAAAAAGCGGAGAUUAUCAGGACACCGGUUCACACCUCCCUUUCCCCUCUUUCUUCCUUUCCUCUUUCACAAAGCAACAGCAAUUCCAGCUUCGGCCCUCAACUUCAACUUUCAAUCGCACUACGCCCUUUUCAGAUUAUCGAUAGCAAAAUGACAUCGAUCCCAAAGGGCGCCAUGGCUGCCAUGUCCUUCUCUCACACUCACACUGGACAGCACACCUCCUACUACCUUACACGCAACAGCAACUCCUCUUCCACCCAUCGUCCUCAGCAACCCUCCUCUUCCUCCUCCACUUCUCCCACUUCUUCGCCUACAGCCUCGUCCCAUCCCUCACACUCCUCACACACUUCACAUCCCUCCUCGGAAAGACCUCAAUCACUUCCCUAUCAACCCACUCAACACCAGCACCAGCACCACUACGAACACCAGCACCACCAGAAGCACAACCACCAGCACCAGCGCGACCAGCGCGACCAUCGCGAGAACAUGGACAUGGAUGUCGAAGAGCCCUACCCCUCACCUUCGUUCUACCCCUCUCGCAGCCAGCCAUCUCACGAGCGUAACCACCCUCAGCACUCACCCGAUCACCCCCAUCCUCACCUACGACACCGCUAUGACGACCACCAAGACCACCCUCGAUACCAUCAGCAUGUCCUGCCUCCACAUGCUUCUAUGGAGCGGCUCCAUGGACAUGAGCGGUCCCACCAGAUCGAUACCCCGAAUGGCUCUUCCUUUUCGUCUUCAUCCCCUGCUCCUUCCUACACAUCCUCCCCCUCAACAUCCAUCUCCCACUACUCCUCACCCUCUCCCAAAUCACAAUCUACGGUCAUCGAGCGGCCCCCCAAGAAAUCUCGAACGAACCCAGACAGUGAACCAACAACAGGUGGUGAUAUUUCGUCUGAAUCAUCCUCGUACAAUGUCACUGAACACAAAGAAGCAAAGAGAGAAGAGGCAACACCGACAGUCGCACACGUCUUGCCCUCUCCAUCUCGUUCUCCCUCGCCUUCCGAUACCGCGUACUCGGAUGGAUCUCGAUCCAGAUCGAGAUCAAUGUCCUCGCUGCCCAUAACCCCUCAAUCCUCUCAGUCUGUAGCAAUCCCUUCGUCAUCCGGACUCGAUCCGCAACCCCUGCAAUUUACCUGCUCAAUUGGCGAUUGUAAAAAGUCAUAUUCCACUCACCAGGGACUUCGACGCCACAUUCGUGACCACAAGGAAACAGCCCAGGGGGAGCGUUAUCCGUGCACCAUGCCUGGCUGUCGCGUCAGUCUGCGGACCAAGCAGAGCCAGACAGCUCAUGUUCGGUUGUGCAAACAAAAGUUGGCGGGAAUGCUUCACAAGUGCCCCGAACCCGGUUGUGAUGCUGCCUACGGCUCGACCGAGAAUUUGUCCAGGCAUCGGCUGAAACACCAGCGUGGUCUGGUUGGUGUAAAGUACCCUUGUACCUGGCCAGAGUGUGAUAAGAUUCUGGCCACGCCCAAGAGUCUCAAGGACCACCUCCAGAUCCAUUCGGAGAGGGAUGCUGGCAUCAAGCUGCUUUGCCCUGUCGAAGGCUGUGGCAAGGUUUUUGGUACGAAUCGAUGUCUACGUGCUCAUGAGCUGCGGUGCAAGCAGGUCAAGUCCGGCGAGCGGUUACCGUGUCCAAUCGAGGGCUGCAAAGCCACGUUCGGUAGCACGGACUAUGUACGCCGCCACGUUCUGGACCACGAGAAAGGUCUAAUUGGAAUGGAGUUCCGCUGUGAUUUUGCGGAUUGCAAGGCAGUUCUGGCCAACCCCCUGACGCUUCAGCGGCACAAGCAGCUGCAUGAAGAACAAUCACUGGGCUUCGAAUGGAUGUGUCUGGUUGGGGACUGUGGCAAAGUCUACUCGGGAAGCAAGCAACUUACCGAUCAUCAGACGAGGAUCCAUAAGGAUCUAGGUCUUGACUAUCGAUUCUCGUGUCCGUACAAGAAAUGUCAACAACAAUUUGAGUGUCAGCGCAGCGCGUACAAGCACGAUUGUCUUGUUCAACAGAAGAAAUGUCCGUUCGACGACUGCCCGUGUAUGCUGCCAAACGCCGAGGCAUUGGAUGCACAUGUAUGGAUGCAUAAUACGCUUAAGACCAGGCCGCCUUAUCCAUGCUUCGAAGAGGGCUGCUCCAAGGUUUACGACACAAAGAUGGGUAUCCUAGCCCACGCUCUCACUCAUAUCAUAACGGAUUUGUAAGACUCUAAGAAAACUAUCCAUUAUUUACUGCUUCCCACAGACAUAGCCAUCCUCUGUACACUUGUAUUAUCUUUUAUUCUCUCCCACGAGGCAACCUCUUUUUUAACGCUGCCCAUUGUACCAAAAAGCCUAUAUAUAUUUGUUGUUGUGUGCAACCGAAUAAAUCGCCAUCUCGAUGUUACUUUGCCU